CAUGAACCAAAAUUACACUCUCUGGUGGCUAUGGCCAUGCUUCUCUCCCUCUGUCCACGCAUACCAAAAACCCUGCUUACCUCUAACAGUAACUCAUCCAAGCCCAUCAAUAGUCUAAAACAGAACCCCCUCUCCAACUCCUCCAGGCGGCCUUUCAUUCUCAAUACUGCUUCAAUUUGUUUACUUCCCCUACUUAUACAAUCCCCUUUUACCAUAUCGUCAGCUGAAACAUCUCCUGCGAAGUCGUUUCUCUCGGGCAUUGCUAACACAAAGUCUUGGUUUCAAUUCUUUGGUGAUGGGUUCGCCAUUCGUGUCCCUCCUCAAUUCGAGGACAUUACGGAACCUGAGGACUAUACUGCUGGAUUAUCUCUUUAUGGUGACAAGGCUAAGACAAAGACCUUUGCCGCACGGUUUGCAUCUCCCGAUGGGUAACAGUUAUCAUGCUGGAUUCGAUUUAUUUUGAUGCCUUUUUCUUCUUUAUUCUGCUGGAGUAUAUUUUGUGAGGU
This is a messenger RNA of Ilex paraguariensis (yerba mate), 506 nucleotides long. Lineage: Eukaryota; Viridiplantae; Streptophyta; Magnoliopsida; Aquifoliales; Aquifoliaceae. The record is from the annotation of a GenBank genome assembly.